AAAGCAUUCAUGCAAAGCAGAUCAGUUUCAUUAGUGGAUAUGUACAUUGACAAUGCAGAACCUAGUGAAAACGUUGGACAAAUUCACUUCAGCUUAGAAUAUGAUUAUCAAAACACUACUUUGGUUUUACGGAUUAUACAGGGUAAAGAUCUUCCUGCCAAAGAUUUAUCUGGUACAUCCGAUCCCUACGUUAAAGUAACUUUACUACCUGACAAAAAACACAGACUUGAAACUAAGAUCAAGCGAAGAACUUUGAAUCCUCGAUGGAAUGAAACUCUAUAUUUUGAAGGUACGCAAAAAACGAAUAACAUUAUGCAAUUUAGUUCCGUAAAGUGA
Messenger RNA from Cotesia congregata, 336 nucleotides. Lineage: Eukaryota; Metazoa; Arthropoda; Insecta; Hymenoptera; Braconidae. The record is from the annotation of a GenBank genome assembly.